This is a messenger RNA of Lycium ferocissimum, 1556 nucleotides long. RefSeq lists its product as uncharacterized. The transcript has 3 exons. The coding region runs from base 234 to 1193 and encodes 319 amino acids. The record is from RefSeq and is a predicted model, not a curated record. Lineage: Eukaryota; Viridiplantae; Streptophyta; Magnoliopsida; Solanales; Solanaceae.
UGUAACGAAACUUUUAAUAAUUUCCAUCCACAAUAAUGUUUGUUAGGCACUACAGUAUUAUAUUUCCCACUUUUGUCCCGUCGGUGACUAAUAAAAAAACUUUUAUUAAACCAAACACAGUUUUUGGUUGCGUCAACCAAACAGUGUGCAAGCAUAUUAAACUCUAGAAAUUUGUACCUCAAUUUCACUGUCCACACUCACAAUUCUUCUUCUUCUUUCAUCAAUUUCUAAAAAUGCAUACCAAAACUGAUUCAGAAGAUACGAGCUUAGCUCCAUCAUCACCAGACCAUACUCGCCGACCAGUAUACUAUGUUCAAAGCCCAUCACGUGACUCACACGAUGGGGAAAAAACAACAACAUCGUUUCAAUCAACUCCAGUUCUCAGUCCAAUGGGUUCACCACCUCAUUCUCACUCAUCCGUUGGUCGUCACUCGCGUGAAUCAUCUUCCAGUCGAUUUUCAGGGUCCUUAAAGCCUGGAUCUAGAAAGAUUUCACCUAAUGAUGCUGCAAAUGGUGGAAGGAACAACAGGAAAGGACAGAAACAUUGGAAGGAAUGUGAUGUUAUUGAAGAAGAAGGGUUGCUUGAUGAUGAAGAGAGGAGUAAAUCUAUUCCUAGGAGAUGUUAUUUUCUUGCGUUUGUUGUUGGGUUUUUUGUUCUGUUUUCGUUCUUUUCGCUUAUUCUUUGGGGUGCUAGUCGUUCUCAGAAACCCAAAAUCACCAUGAGGAACAUAAAAUUUGAGAGCUUCAGGAUUCAAGCUGGUUCUGAUAAUUCAGGAGUAGCUACUGAUAUGAUCUCCAUGAACGCUACUGUGAAAUUCCGUUACCGUAACACUGCUACAUUUUUUGGUGUACACGUCACAUCAUCCCCUGUUGAUCUCUCAUUUUCAGAACUCACAAUUGGCUCUGGAGCAAUGAAGAAAUUCUAUCAAUCAAGAAAGAGCCAAAGAGUUGUAGCUGUAUCAGUGAUAGGUAACAAGAUUCCAUUAUAUGGAAGUGGAUCAACUUUGAGCACACCAAAAGGGGCGACGACAUUGCCAGUGCCACUGAAAUUAAACUUCAAGCUGAGAUCAAGAGCUUAUGUUUUGGGCAAAGUGGUGAAACCGAAGUUCUACAAGACAAUUGACUGCUUAAUUACUUUUAAUUCCCAGAAGCUGAACAUUGCAAUUCCACUAAAGAAUUGUACCUACAAUUGAAUGCUUAUUGAGCUAUAUGGGGUUGGUAAAGUUUUGAUCUUUUUCUCAAUCUUUAUUAUUGUCAACAAAAGUAAAGUUGAUAGCUAUUGGGGCAGCUCAUGGUCUCUAUCUUUACCCCCACUUUACCAACUUUCUAUGGAGUGGAAUAUGCACAGGCUGUUACAAGCAAUUUUACAAAUAGCCGCUACCGGGAAAUGGACAAAAGAAAAGGAUGUGACAAUAAUUCAUUUCCCAUGUUAAUUAUCUUGUUAUUAUUAUAUAGGAGUAUACAAUCCUAUCAUACUGUGGACUGAUUUGUUUAUUUGUUUGAAAGUUGAAUACUUAUUGUCAUUAUUAGUAAAUUAUUAGUGUUGGUUCGGUGUC